CUUUUAUUUUGGUGGGGCGGUGUGACGUCAUAAGUCUGCGCCAAGCUCCUGCAUCUUUGUUUCUGCUGAAGAAAGGAAAAACUUCUGCUGAAGCGACUGAGAUCCACGUGACACUGUUAUAAAGAUGGCGCUUAUUAAAGAGGAGAGUGAAGACAUUCAGAUUGUAGAAACAUUCAGAGUCAAACAUGAAGAUACUGAGCAACAAGCAGAGAUGGCGUUUAUUAUAGAGGAGAGUGACGACUUGAGGAUUGAAGAAGCAUUCAGAGUCAAACAUGAAGAUACUGAGCAAAAAACAGACAACUAUGGGGAAGGAAGGAGGAAGGUUCGAGAAGUUGAGGUUCGAUCUGACCUUCAGUCAGAUGCAGAGGAACCAAGCCGAAAAAAAGUCAGACGUAAAAAGCCACGCACUCGACUUUUGACCUCUUUUUUGGUGGACUCUGAGGAAGAUGAUGCUUUACAGCAGGAUAGCACGGGUCUUCCUGCUGCUUCACCGGUCCAACAGUUCAAUCGACCCACAAAGGAGGUAACUUCGCAGACUAUAUCCUUUACAGAAAUGCUGACCAGCAACCACGCCAUCUGGCAACCUGAGGAUUUUGCAUAUGAAUCUCCACAAGAGCCUACAAGAUCUUUGUUUCCAGAGAAUGGUGUUUCUUGGAACAGAGCUCAGCAGCCACCUGAAGUCAGCGCUAGUCUAAACCCGGCACAGUCUCAACAGUCUCAGUUGCCCAAACACCAGAGGACUCAACAGUCUCCUACUCCUGAACUUAUUGUCUCACUAAUCCGUGAAAUGCUGACAAAGCAAGAAAUGAUUCUUGAUCAGCAACAGUCCAUUCUGCGCAUCCUCAAUGCGAAGCAACCCCAGGACACCGAUUAUGUGAUUGAACAUGGACUUCUGCCAGUGAAAGACUUCCAGGGCCUUAUUACGCUGGAGCAGAAGUUACAAGCAGUUGAUUUCAAAGAAAAACUGAUUAAUCAUCUAGGCCUGGUUGGAGGGUGCGAUACAAAGGACACUGUGUGGCGAACAAUGCACCGAACUAUUUCAAAUGACUUGGCCAAAAGCAUCAACUGGAGAGGGGUGAAUGGAAAAAUAUCCCUGGCGGCCCUGCAAUUAAAGGAUGUUGUUAUUGAUGCUGUCCGAAAGAAUGUCUUUUCAUCGACGGCAACAGACAAUGAAAUUGAAAACGUGAUGAAAAGGUGGCUGCACCUGGCCUCAGACCGGGAGGGAGGAAGGAAGAGGCGCCAAAAGGACUAGUCUACAUGCUAAGUUGAGCUGUUAGGUUAUGUUGUAAAGAUCAGCCAAGUAGGUUGGGUGACAAGAUUUAAAAUGGGGUCAGAUUUUACUUUGUGAGAUUUGUAGUAGAGAUGCACAGAUUGCAAUUUCUUGGCCGACUCCGAUUUUUUAGAAGUGUGGCCUGCCAAUACCGAUUUUUGCCGAUUCCGAUUUUUUUUCUAAGAACUAUAAUUGACAGCAUAUACAAACAAAAAUCUAUGCAAAUUUUAAUGCAAAAUUAUUAAACAUUACAAUUCCCCGAUCUGGACUAAGUUACAGAUCUUCUCUCACUUAAACUUUAACUCUCAAAAUAAAGUGCUCUGUGACUGGAAAGAGGAAGAAAUAGUCAACUUAAAAUGAGUUGCUGUAUGUAACAAAACAGAUGUCAUUUCCCACUGUUUAUAAAUGGUCAUUUUUUUCCCCUAACCUUAUUAAAUGUCAUUUUUCACAUCAAAUUCUGACUUUGUUUCAAUUAAUUCAGUUAAGCAUAAUAAGAAACUGUAGAGUUGUUACCAUUAAAAUUAAAUUAGUAUUAACAAACUAUCUUUCCACUGCUGAGGAAACAGAAGCUGCAUCUGAAGUGGCAUUAGAUGCAUUUACACACUGUUUGAUGAAGCUGAGGUGCCAUAAAUGCAUUUACACUUUAAAAUUUCAAAUGGAUAAAUAAUUUUGUAAAUAAUGUUUUACAUAUUUUUUUAAACAUACAAAUAAAUGUUGAAAAAAUGCAAUGAUACUUUUAAAUAUGACUAAACCACCAGUAGGUGGCGCCAAGUGUCUGUUUUAAUGAGUGAGUCAUUUAUUCAUUAAUUCAACCGAUUCAUUCAAACGGCUGAUUCAUUCAGAAACGAGGCAAGUGACUGUCCUUAUGAAUGGGCCACUGAAUCACUGACUCACUUGAUUCGUUCAAAAACGUGGAUUCAUUGAGUAACGAAACACCACUGUGUUGCUCGGAGAAACAAAACACUUCUGCUAUGGCUUUGAUCGGAACUAUUUUCGUCAGCGAAAUUGAGCAAAAACAGUCAAUAUUUGGUCACUUAAUUUUAACUUCUUGUUUAUUGAAAUACUAUUGUAUAAAAUCAGUGUCACAUUGCAAUCGUGUUGAUAUUGAUAUGUGGGGUAACCUUAUGGCCAUAUAAUGUUGUAAUGUUGCUUAUCUAAAUCAUAUUUUGUAAAUAUCUUUUUUUUCUACCGCAGUAUGCAUCUAUACAUUUCUGUGAGUUACUUUGUGUGCUGUAUCUCUCACAUGCUCACUCAGGCUGUGCAAGCCUCAUCUGGCACAACUUAAAUACAUUAUCAGUCUCCGUUUACACUGAAUGUAGUUAAAAUUAUAAUCAUUCUCACGCAAAACGACGUGUUUACACGCGACUGUGAGUGUGAGCAUGGCUGUGACGUCAUUGCCUGCGCCGCUAGCAAUGAAAGGACCGGCUCGGAAUCGGCAAGAAGUGAAACUGACCAGCCGGUCACCGAUCCGGGCCGGUAAUGCGAAAAAUCAACUGAUUCCGAUCACUGGCCGGUCAAUCGGUGCAUCUCUAAUUUGUAGGUGUUAAAAGAAUGUCAGACAAUAUGAGAAUGUCUCAUAUUCACACGAGACUUUAAAACAACACAAUAAAGGCCAUUAAAAGCAUACAGUCCAUUGCUCCAUACCAUAAAACUGUCCAAGAGUCCUAGUGUGCUGAAAUAUCCCAAUGUGAGUGUUCACCAGUGUAUAUACAGUCCAAGAGAAGUGAUAAUUCAAUUGGUUGCAAAGGUGAGACUGGAGAGGUAAGUCCACAGGAUGGAAACUCCACAAUCCAGCAAAUUCUACUGUAGUGACUGUCCAUUUGUUUGGCAUGCUGCUCUCUUUAUACAGUUCCUGCUUCCAUGCAUAGGAAUCACUACUCUAAGGUACUAAUAUUUACCUGUUAGGGGUAAAAAAGGUACAAUUUUGGCCCCUUUUUAUAACCUAUACACCCACAACAAAAUUCUGAAACCACAGACAACCCUAUUAUUUGUGUGGCCAUAAAAAGAUCUAAAUCCUUAGUCUGGGGCCGUGGAAAAUAAUUAUAGGUUGUCUCUUGAACUGCACCUUCACUUCCCUUUUCCUUUUCUUCUUUUUCCCCAAUAUCUCUGUCUCUCCCUUUCUUUCUUGUACCUGUCACCUCUUCACCAGCAGGUCUACUGUUAUGAAAAGAACUGUGUUGUAAAACAUUGCAAUUUGUUAGCACAGAAUGUUAUUUAUCUUAAAAUGACUAAAUACCCUAGAUUUAACAAACCUAUAUUUCAUACAAAUAUUUUAAAACACAUUUUCUAAAGUGCCUAAAUGUCAAAAUUAGUACAAUAUCUUUAUUGAAAAAUCCUAAUACUGAACACACUAUGCAUUAGGCUGUGACUAUUCUUAUGUUGCUGUCUGCUCUAGCUCCCUCCCUUCCUAUGCAAUAAAUCCAUGUGAAUAUCUGUCUGUUAAAUUUAUUAAUGUAAUUUUACAAUCGAUAAUGAUGUCCUUUAGCACAGUAUUCUGACUGAUGAUUAUAAUGGGGUGACACUGAUAGCCUAACAGCAUGCUAGCAGUUUAAUACUCAAUUAGGUUAAUAAAGACAAAACUACAGUAGCGUAUUUACAGAUGAAACUGACCUGCACCUGAAGCCCUGAACAGGUCAGUAAUUUCACUGCUUCCUCUCCUUCGAGUCCCGCGCAUCGAUUGCUCUGUUCAAAACAAUUAGAUGGAAGUGUGGAACAGACGUGAGCCGAUUCGUAUAUCGCUACCAGUCAAGACUGACCGAUUUAUAAUUUAUGAUCGAAUGACAAAAUCUGAAAUUAUGACUUUGGUACAUUGGGAAGGCAAAAAUAUACAAUAUUAACAAUAAUAAUAAAAAACAAAUUAAAAAAAAAAAACAGGGCAGCGGGUCAAAUCAGCCGCCUGGCCACCGGGAAAGGGGAGCGCCCUUUGCUCGGUUUCUCUACAAAAUCCAUUCGCAAUUUGAAAAGAAGUGUUGUUAGUCUAAGAGGACCAAUCGUCUACGUAUACUGUUUCAGGAAUGACAAACAUGAGUGUAAAAUUUGCGCGAGUGAAUCCGUUAAAUCAUGCGGGAAGUCAUUAUUAUGAUUGACAGUGGCUACAGAACGAAAUGUCUGAUGAGCCGAUGUCAAUAGAGCUGUGCAUUAAUGCAGAGUAAAUUCAGAGUAACAAAACUACAGCAGUAACCAGUCUGUGUUGGCUGAAUAUAUUUAGCAGCUUACAGUUAGAGAUAAAACUUAAAUGUAGUUAUUAAAUUAGAUCUAAAAAUUUAAUGCAUUGUUUAAUUGUUAUACCAUUAAUAUUUAACUUAUUUAAUUUGUAUUUAACUUAAAUAGCCUAAUUCACAAUUAUAGGCUGUUUAUUUUUUAAAUGACAAGUGACUUUGUGACUUCCUGCACUGCUUCCCUACUUUAUACAUCAGUGCGGUAAAGUACUAAAAUUUGUUAUAAUAUUAAUUUUAUAAUAAAUCCAAAAGCAAGACGUGAAAAAACUAGGGAGUUGAAAUGGCAGCUGCAGCCAAUGAGUGAUCCUCUGCUGCCAUCUCCUGGUUAUAAUGGUAAUUUCAUGUCAUUUUCAUCUUAAAAAGUCUUUAUUUUUCUGCCAAGAGACACAUUUUUGGCACAUUUAUUCAUGUCGUCUUCAUGAAUGAAAAGCGAACCUUUAAAGUGAAUUUUGCCCAGCUGUAGAGUUGAGAAAUAAUAAAGGCUUUAAAAUCUUAUAAGAUUUUAAAAAUGUGUUCAUUGCUAUAAAGGUAAGAUAUAGAUUAUCAAAAAUACCAUUAUGAUGUCGUUUAAGAGAUUGGCCUGACCGUUAGUCUAAACAGUUACGAUAGUGUUUAUUUGUCAGCAUCUAAAUGUACAGUUACAUGUCUGUACUCUUGGGAUUACCAGGCUCGGCAUAUACAAUUAUAUGUUGUUAAAUAACAUGAAACAGUAUGUUAAUGCCGCUAUCAUUAUUUAUGGUGUUGCAAUUAUUUUGUUUCUCAAUUUCUGAUAAGAAUGAGGCAGGAGAUGUUUCUGUGAGAGUAUAAAAUAGCUUAUAAAAUGAGCUUCAGUGGAAGUUUACGAGCUGCUAAUCUUUAUCCGGAAGUUCUAAAGAAAGCUCCGUGCAUAUGGUCAGUAUGGUCCCGGUGCUCCCGAUGGCCAGUCCGGGCCUGUUCUCCGGUUUUAAAACAAUGUUUUUAAGAGAAAAUACUUCAGUGCGAAGCUGUUCACAAUCACACUGGUGUGGAAUCUGUUCAUCAUUAAAAUUAGCAGGUGUUUUAAAAGGAGCAGCAUUUUCAAAAUGAGUCAUCAUACUUUGACACUUUCUCAACACAGCUUUUAAAGUCUUAAAUGUUCCCCGUAUGGGCCACCAUAUGUAACUAUCAGCCAAGUAGGUUGGGUUACAAGAUUUAAUAUUGGGCCUGAGUUUUCCUGGUUUUAUUGGGCCUCAUUUACGAAACGAACGUACGACAGACAAUUGGGCGCACGGUUGUUUCAACGCAAAACAUGGAAUUUAUCAAUAUGGACGUGAGCGGAGGCUACGCUGAAAUCUCAGGUCUCGUCUCAGCUCCUGUACGCAAGGUUUUUAUAAUUUUAAGUUAUAUGUUUUUUCUUCGCACAUAUAACAUUAGUUCUAGCAUUGCUUGAUAUUUCAGCUAUUCAUCAUCAAACUAAAAUGCAGUCAACCAAAUAUAAAAGAUACACUGUUUAUAUUAAAAGGUCCGCUGUGAAAUCAGCGUGCAGCGCCCAAACAAACAUUUUUACGCGUGUGAAGGAUUUUACGCGAAUAGCCUAGCCUAUUGGAACAUGAGUGAAGUAUAAAGCCAUGUUUAGGCUACAUAAUAAAUAAUAGUUUAACAACCAAAUAAUACAAAUAUGGCAAAAAUGGAAACAUUUGGAUUCUUGUCGAAUGAGAGAGGCUCGUGAGCGCGAUGCCGUUUCAGCUUUGCUUGACGUUUGUGUGCUGUUUAUAGCUAAUAAAUGCCACUAGCUUAUAGCGUGAUUUUUUUAUA
Molecule: messenger RNA, 6261 nt
Organism: Onychostoma macrolepis
Lineage: Eukaryota; Metazoa; Chordata; Actinopteri; Cypriniformes; Cyprinidae
Exons: 9
Coding region: 125-1252 (375 amino acids)
Source: RefSeq, a predicted model, not a curated record